AUGGCUGCUACCGAUGGCACUGACAAGAAGAACGAUGCGACCGACAGCGCCCGCAUUGGGUGGGCGUUCCUCUCGCAGUACUACUCGUUUCUCAACAAGGACCCCGCUCGCCUGCACUGCUUCUACACCAAGCGCUCGACCCUGAUCCAUGGCACGGAAGGCGAGGACUCGGUCCCCUGCUAUGGGCAGCAGGAGAUUCACGCCAAGAUCAUGUCCCUCAAGCUCGACGACUGCAAGGUCUACAUCAGCAACGUCGACAGCCAGUCCUCGGCCGAGGGCGGGAUCAUCGUCCAGGUUCUCGGCGAGUUGUCGAAUGCCAAUGGCCCUUGGCGCAAGUUCGUCCAGACGUUCUUCCUCGCCGAGCAGCCCAAUGGCUACUUCGUCCUCAACGACAUCUGCCGGUACAUCAAGGAGGAGGGCGACGAGUCUCCCGAGACGCCUACUCCAGCCGUCCAGCAUGAAGCCGUGCAGAACGCUGCUCCGGCCAGCGUCCAGAGCAUUCUCUUCGACGACAAGGCCACCCUGUUCACCAACGAGAACCGGGAUGAGGCGCAGCCUCAGGCCGAGGCCGAGCAAGCGCAUGGUGACGACACCUUCACCUUCCACUCUUCCCGCGACUUCACCCCGGCGACUACGAACGGGACAUCGUCGGAGGAAGCGCCCGAAGCGACCGAGCUCGAGCACACCGACGCUACUGCAGAUGCACCGGAAGCUUCAGAGCCCACUGAAGCUGCCGAGACUCGCCCUGCUGUGGAAGAGUCGGCACCCGCUCAGCCCGAGGAGACGGAGACUCCCGUCCCGGUCGAGACGCCUGCAGCUGAGCAGGCAACUGCUGAGCAGCCGCAAGCGUCAGAGUCUGCGUCGACUCCCACCUCCGAACCCGCCUCGGCUGCUGCGCCUGCUCCUGCCGCUCCCUCGGCUGCACCGACACCCAAGUCUUGGGCCAGUCUCGCCGCGUCCAACUCUACGAAGUGGGGGCGUCUCUCCAAUGAAGCGAAGGGCGUGUCUUCGGCGGCCUCUUCGGCUCCGUCUCCUGCCGUCGAGCGGGCGCCUGCGCCUGCUGCCGCUCCCAGCGCGUCUACUGCCCAGCCGCAGUUCGUCGAGUCGGUCAUGGCGAUCCGCACGCCGUCCUGCUUCGUGAAGGGCGUGAUCGAGACCGUCUCUGAGCAGGCUCUCAAGGACACCCUCAUCUCCCGCUUCGGUCCUUUGAAGGAGGUCGACAUUGUCCGCAACAAAGCCUGCGCCUUCAUCGAAUUUGAGAAGCUCGAUCACGCCCGUCGUGCUAUCCAGACGUCGCUGCGCCAGGCGGAGGGCGGCGAGGGAGGCAUCAUGAUCACGGUCGACCCGGCGACUGGCGCGCAGACCCGCAUCAACAUCGUCGAGCGCAAGCCGCACGACCAGCGGCCCAAGCGCGCGGACGGCGCGACACGCGGCGGUCGUGGUGGAUCAUCUGGCGGCACCGGCGGCAGGGGCGGCGCGCGUGGCGGCCGCAUCGGUACUUCGGCUCGCGGCGGCGCCGCCGCCAAGUAA
Rhodotorula toruloides NP11 is the source of this 1530-nucleotide messenger RNA. Its product is annotated as RAN protein binding protein. The record is from RefSeq and is a predicted model, not a curated record. Gene Ontology annotation, biological process: ribophagy; protein deubiquitination. Gene Ontology annotation, molecular function: mRNA binding. Gene Ontology annotation, cellular component: Ubp3-Bre5 deubiquitination complex; cytosol; ribonucleoprotein complex. Bases 1 to 1530 code for a protein of 509 amino acids. NCBI's taxonomy places the organism in Eukaryota, Fungi, Basidiomycota, Microbotryomycetes, Sporidiobolales, Sporidiobolaceae. The transcript has 6 exons.